Molecule: messenger RNA, 1671 nt
Organism: Lineus longissimus
Lineage: Eukaryota; Metazoa; Nemertea; Pilidiophora; Heteronemertea; Lineidae
Product: vesicle-trafficking protein SEC22b-like
Exons: 6
Coding region: 164-811 (215 amino acids)
Biological process (GO): retrograde vesicle-mediated transport, Golgi to endoplasmic reticulum; vesicle fusion with Golgi apparatus; endoplasmic reticulum to Golgi vesicle-mediated transport
Cellular component (GO): SNARE complex; ER to Golgi transport vesicle membrane; Golgi membrane
Molecular function (GO): SNAP receptor activity
Source: RefSeq, a predicted model, not a curated record
UGUACUUUUUGAAGACAGCUGGUGGAUGAACACCGAAGAAAUCAAUGGAUUAUUUGAGAACUGGGGCUAUGAUAACAAAAAUGUGUGGUCCUAUAUAUUAACAAGGGCCUUGUGAAGUAAACGUCGAGAUCGGAGCGUCAGAGGGUAACCUUUGAACGACGCAAUGAUUCUGAUGACAAUGAUAGCUAGGGUGGCUGAUGGGCUACCGCUAGCGGCGUCAAUGCAGGAUGAUCAGCAGGCUGGACAAAACAUGCUUGAAUAUCAGAACAUGGCCAAGCAACUCUUCAAGAAAAUCAAUGCACAGUCACCAGAAAGAUUCUCAUUGGAAGCUGGGGCUCUCAUAUUCCAUUGUUUGAAUGAGCGAGGGGUUGUGUAUCUAGCUCUCUGUGAGAAGUCUUACUCUAAACGGUUAGCGUAUGGCUAUCUUGAAGACCUGCAGAAUGAAUUCCAGUUACAAUUUGGAGCACGUGUUUCAACAGUAUCUAGACCAUAUAGUUUCAUUGAAUUUGACACAUACAUGCAGAAAGCAAAGAAAUCUUACCUUGAUUCGAGGGCGAGAAGAAACCUUACGAGCAUAAACACAGAGUUGCAAGACGUUCAGAGGAUAAUGGUGCAAAAUAUAGACGAUGUGUUACAAAGAGGGGAAGCAUUAUCAGAACUUGACAACAAAGCUAGCAACCUCUCAAGUCUCUCACAGAAAUAUCGACAGGAUGCUAAAUAUCUGAAUCUUCGAUCAUCAUACGCCAAAAUAGCCGCAGUUGUAGUUAUAGUCAUCUUAUUUUUAUUUUAUGUGCGAUUCUGGUGGUUCUGAUCACCAUGGAAACAUAAACAUUGACUGACCACAUUAAAAAGUCAACAGUUAUUUUGUUGAUGGAAAUUUGUAGAGCGACUUUUUGCCACCAUGGAGGUGAGGGAGGGUGCUGAGUUAGUGUCUCCAUUGAAACUGAAAAUAUCGUGACGGGCACCUUUGAAAAAUGUCAUUUGUUGCAAUUAUGGGGCAAUUAUAGGAAAGACAACUGUUGGAUGUUGAUCCCAGGUCUUGGUGCAAGUGAUAUUUGAGGAUAAUCCCAUGACCUCAACAGUUAGAAUAUCUUCAUGCAGAGCUUCAGAAUGUGCAAUGGUAUCUUUGUCUCCUCUGUGCUUCGAUUACACCUUCAUGUCUGUAAUGUUAAAUGUCCAUCAAUCACACCCAUGCAAAGACUUCCCCAACGCGAUACUGCUUCUGAUAUUUAGGUAGAGUUUGCCUGGUUGUUUAAUCACGCUUGAUAUUGGUAAUAAGUACGUAGCUGAUGAAAGGUAGCUGCUUUAUUGAUAUCCUUUUCGAUGUACCCUCCUGUUUCCUUAUCAAUGCUAACACAUGUACUUACUACUAGGAAAAUGUAAGGAUUCUACACUGUGCAUCUUCAAUUCAACCACAAGCUUGUCGCAUAUGACUGCAUGUAUAUAGUUUGAAUAAUUUGUACAUUAUUUAUCUGUAUGUAAGAAAAUGAUUGUGAAUGUAUCUUGACGUCUGUCUGUGAUUGUGAAGUACCUUUCCAACACUCAUCCAGCUACCUAACCUCGUCUUGGUACAGAUGAAGCCGUAGACUGUCUAUGAUAUCCAUGUUUUGUAUCCCUGUACAUAAUGAAAUGUUCUGUAUGCAUUUAGGAUGGAGGAGAGACAAGGAAAUA